This is a messenger RNA of Neurospora tetrasperma FGSC 2508, 2781 nucleotides long. RefSeq lists its product as uncharacterized. The transcript has 5 exons. Gene Ontology annotation, cellular component: nucleus. The record is from RefSeq and is a predicted model, not a curated record. Gene Ontology annotation, biological process: protein K48-linked deubiquitination. Bases 1 to 2010 code for a protein of 669 amino acids. Gene Ontology annotation, molecular function: cysteine-type deubiquitinase activity; ubiquitin binding. Lineage: Eukaryota; Fungi; Ascomycota; Sordariomycetes; Sordariales; Sordariaceae.
AUGUAUCAGCCCGAAUCUGCAGCGUACAUAUCUCUCUCGACGGGAUAUGGUAAUGCACACGGACUUCCCGACUACACAUUCGAACAGACAUCAAUAGGUGGAGGUGGUGGUAGUGGUGGUAGUCUUGGACGUGGAGGCGGCGGCAGUGGUUCAGGUGGAUACACUGCCGUUGGGGGCGGCCCGGAAGCGGCCGUUACAGCAGCAGGUGCCGCCGCUGUUGGGUCAGCAAUAGCUGCCCCUGGAACCACUGGGGCAAUCUUCAGUCCAGGUCCAGCCGGGCCCAGGGGCAGUAUCAGCGGUAACAGCGUCAGCGGCCCCGCAUCCCGACCCUUGUUCACAACCCACGCGGGCAACUCGUUCCAUCCCCAUCACACCAGCAGCCACGGCGGGCACAGCCAACACCAUCAACACCAACAGUCGCACAGCCCGCUCUCAUACGUCUCGCAUUCGCUCUCUCCCAGCGUUGGCGGCAGCACAAGCCCCUCCUCGCCAGCUUCCAUUUCACAACUUCCCCCACAGCAGCAGCAGCAGCAACAUCAUCUUCAUCAUCUUCAUCAUCAACAACAACAGCAAUACCAGCACUCCCGAUUUGAUUCUCAAGUACCGCGGUAUCAAUCACCGUCGUCCAUCCAUCAACAACACCACAUUAAAAUGGAAGCAACCGGCGACGAUCAUAGCGACCUGGCCGCAGCCCAAGGGUACCAGGAGUACCAGCCUGAGCUCAAUGGUCUUCCUGUUGGCGACAAAUUACCAAGCACAGCCAUCACGGAAGAAUACGCCAAAGCCGAUCCCGUCUAUGUCCAGAAAACAAGGUCCUUGCCCGCGGUAUACUCCCAUUACCGUCCAAUGCUGGGGGAUGGCAACUGCGGCUGGAGAGCAAUCGGCUUUGGCUACUUUGAGACCCUCAUCAAGCUCGGCAACAAGGCCCAGGUGGAUGGUGAGAGAGAGCGUCUAGAGAGCCUUAAUGAGUACAUCCAGCACCACGGUGGCUUUGACCCUAUGGUAUUCGUGGAUUUUGUCGAGGAAACAGAUGAGCUCCUGAAGAGAAUUUCGGACAAGCUCAAUGUCCCCGAGGAAGCCAUGGAUGAAGUUAUGCACGCCUUCACUGAUGCAGAAAAAUCCAACGCCAUCAUCUACCACCUUCGCCUGCUCGCAAGUUCCUGGCUCAAAGAGAAUCGCGGCAGUCACGAGGCCUUCAUCACUACGGAUGACAGUGUUGAAAAAUUCUGUCAGCGUGUGAUCGAGGUACCCAAUAUUGAGAUCGACCAACUGGGCUUGCAGGCACUGGUCAGCAUACUUCUGAAGCCCGUUGGUUUCGUCUUGAGAAUCGCUUAUCUGGACCGUAGCCCUGGCUCCGAGGUCAACACCUACAGCUUCCCCGAAGAGGCAAUCAGCCAGCCGGCAUCUCCCCUUGACCCCGUCAUCUGCUUACUUUACCGGCCCGACCACUACGACAUACUCUACCCCGUGGACCCAACGCCUCCGCCCGCGCCUAUGAACAUCCAGAUUUUCCGAGCCACCAUCCCCCAGUAUGAAAUCACAUCUGCUCCGCCAUUCACAGCCGCGGGAGAUUACGACCUCCUUGCAGCACUGCCAGGCUUCAGCUCCUCUCCCUCGCCACUUGGGGCACUGGGCGUUGGGCUUGGGCCAUCGCUUGGCUCGCCGCUUGCGCCGUUCACCCAAGCCCCGACACCAUCUUGGAUGUCUGCCCCUUUCGGAACGGAAUCACUUCAGCCAGUCACCACCCCCCUACCCAUCGCCGCAGCGGCUCCUCCACCGCCACCACCUCAGCAGACGCAUCCGUUGAGGUUUAGCGAAUACUGCCAGAUGCCCGAGUAUGUUGAGAACGACACGUGGCGCGAACCGACGUUCCAGACGUCGACAUUUAGAAACAGUCACUUCAACGUCGCGCAUUACAAUAACCCCAACUUCCAACCGGAGGAGUACAAACCGGAGAAUGACGAGUACGAUCCACCACCAAGGAGCGGGCGGAAGAGAGGGAGUGUAUAGAUGACUCACUAUGGUGAGGACGAGCAUUACGGCUGAAUCUGAGAGGCCGUGAAGGCAUAUACAACAGGGCCUCGAAGAGGUGCUUACCCCAUUCCACUUUACAACCGGAACUGGACGAAAAUAUUGCGCUUUUUCUGGGGUUUUAAUGACGGCGGCCUGCAUCAGGGGAGUUUGGGUAUUCAUAUCGCAUUUUUUUCUUCCUUUUUUCUGUUUCUUCUUUCACAAAGGUCAGAGGCAACAGGGUUAUACACCGGAGUUUGAGAAAGAGAAAGAGAGGGUGAGAGAGAGGCGAGACUUUCAAGAAAAAGCGACGAGCGUUCUUUUUGAGGAGCUUAGCUGGCGCAAUGUUACUUUCUAUGACUACUGUUCCACGCUGUAUGUCUAACCUCGUGGUUCUUCAACGUUCGGUCAUCGACACUUGCUUUGCCGUUCAUUUAAAAUUUGCUGCGCAAAGAAAUAAGUUGGAAGAUGAGCAUAAACCAGCCACCUGGUUCUCCUACAGUAUGGUAGGCAUGGCAGCAUGCCACAACCGUCAUGUCUGACGAUCAUGUAACGCGAGUCCAAUAUCAACCAACUGACCACCAAUCGGUACAAACCCCCUAAAACAAAAGUCCAUCUGGCAUAGAUGUACAAAGAUUUUUCUGGAAUCAUAUAUACGAGAAAGGACGACCAUCAGAGGAGUGAGUGCUGCAAUCAACUGCCGUAAGCGCUACAGAGUCUUGUGUGUAUGUAUGUAACCAGUGGACAAAUCUCCAAUGGGAGGAGUGACAC